AUGGUUCCCAAGAAAAGCACCGCUGAAAUUGGCGGAAAAGAUAUAUGGACAAAUAUUUGGAACAGUGCUAGCUCGCUGUUGGAUUUCUUCGCAGUAUUGGAAAACCUAGGUGUGGUCGAUGAUAAGUUGUAUUUAAGUGGGAUACUAAGAAAAGUUUGGCUGUGUUACUCCUGGGUUUCGGUGGUUAGGUGUAUAUGGAAACUAAUCAAGUUGUGUAAGGUGAAAUUUAAGAUCGAUGAACGACUAAAUGGCCAGGGAAAUGGUCUAAUAAAGGAGAAGUUGGUAAAUUUCAGGAAAAUGUAUAAUGACCAAAUUAGACAAAUCAUAGCCAAUUUGCUCCAAGAUUUGAGCUAUUUGAUGGUUCUGAUUUAUCCAGGGACGAGGCUAUUUAGAAGACUAUCUAACAUAAUGACACUUUGUAGAAUAAUUAUAUAA
Molecule: messenger RNA, 435 nt
Organism: Saccharomyces kudriavzevii IFO 1802
Lineage: Eukaryota; Fungi; Ascomycota; Saccharomycetes; Saccharomycetales; Saccharomycetaceae
Gene: PEX34
Product: Pex34p
Exons: 1
Coding region: 1-435 (144 amino acids)
Source: RefSeq, a predicted model, not a curated record